This is a messenger RNA of Ostrinia nubilalis (European corn borer), 1302 nucleotides long. RefSeq names its product cathepsin O-like. Gene Ontology annotation, cellular component: lysosome. Gene Ontology annotation, molecular function: cysteine-type endopeptidase activity. The transcript is spliced from 6 exons. The coding region runs from base 139 to 1245 and encodes 368 amino acids. Lineage: Eukaryota; Metazoa; Arthropoda; Insecta; Lepidoptera; Crambidae. The record is from RefSeq and is a predicted model, not a curated record.
UUUUGUUGAGUUUGAUUUGAUGACGAAAUAUAUCUUGUUAGAAGAGCCGCUAAGUUUAAUUUAGUUUAGUGUUAGAAGUCAAAACUAGUUUAUCGGACGCGUGUUUUAUAAUCAUUUUGGUGGUUCGAUUGCGUUAAAAUGUCGAAAUGGUGGAACUUAGUGCUUGGGAUAGCUUUGUUUUCUUUGCUAUUUCUCGCGAUCCCUCUUAAUUACAACGCGAAGCGGACUAAAGAGCAAAUGAAGCCAAUGUUCGAUGAUUACAUUGAGAAGUUCAACAAAAGUUAUAAAAACAAUCCGGACGAGUACGCGUUGAGAUUCGAGCAUUUCAUGGUUUCAAUGAGUGAGAUUGAUCGUUUGAACUCUGAGACGAGAGGGCCGGAUCACCUUCGAGCGCGUUAUGGACCAACUAAACUAUCAGAUAUGUCUGCUGCGGAGUACAAAGACCUGCAUUUGUCAGAUGAAAAACUGACGAAGGCGCCAGCUAUGUAUGGCAAGGGCUGGGGCACCAGCAAUAAAAGGGACAAGUACAGAACAGACAAUAGGCAUGAUUAUGACAACAUAGAUGUUAUUAUUAGGAAAAGGAGAGCUAUAUUGCCCAUGCAGGUUGAUUGGCGGACAAAAGGCGUGAUCGGUCCUAUAAGGAACCAGGGACUCUGCGGCGCGUGUUGGGCCUUCAGCACCAUUGGCACUAUGGAAUCCAUGGCUGCCAUCACCACUGGGAAGCUGCAGCCUUUGAGUGUCCAGGAAGUGAUCGACUGCGCCUCGCUAGGCAACGCAGGUUGCGCGGGAGGCGACAUCUGCCUCCUGUUGGACUGGCUGACUCUGACCAAGACGCCGGUCGUGAGGGACUCAGAGUACCCGCUUAUGCUCAUGAAUGGAGUCUGCAAGGCCAAGAAGAACGCUACUGGAGUGCGGGUGUCUACGUUCACUUGUGAUGAUUUCGUGGGAGCCGAGCAGAAGAUCUUAGAGGCGCUGGCGACCCAUGGGCCGGUGGCGGUGGCUGUGAACGCAUUGUCCUGGCAAAACUACCUGGAUGGCGUCAUACAGUACCACUGCAGUGGAGACCCAGCAGACCUGAACCAUGCAGUACAAUUGGUCGGUUACGACUUAUCAGCGGAUAUCCCUUACUACAUCGCCAAGAACUCCUGGGGCUCAGACUUUGGAUUAGGCGGGUAUCUACACUUGGCCAUCGGCAGCAAUAUCUGCGGGCUCGCGAAUGAGGUUGCCACAGUCAACGUUGUUUGAGUGUUGCUAGUCAAAAAAAUACAAAAUAGUCGAUAUAGGGUAACACCACCAAUCAAU